Molecule: messenger RNA, 1584 nt
Organism: Paraphaeosphaeria sporulosa
Lineage: Eukaryota; Fungi; Ascomycota; Dothideomycetes; Pleosporales; Didymosphaeriaceae
Product: carboxylesterase-like protein
Exons: 5
Coding region: 1-1584 (527 amino acids)
Source: RefSeq, a predicted model, not a curated record
AUGCGCGGUUUCGCAGCACUCGCGGUUUGGUUGUGUGCUUUUGGUGCCUCCGGUCUAGUACGUGCAGCCUCAGAAACUUCGUUUGAGACGGUGGAUACAGAGAAUGGACCUAUUACCGGACAUCGGUCAGCGAAAGUCAAUGAUGUCUGGGAGUACUUGGGAAUCCCGUAUGCGACGCCACCACUGGGGGACUUGCGCUUCGCGGCGCCACAGAAGUAUAAGGGGAACGGCUCGUACAAGGCAGAUCAUUUUGCGCAGGGAUACGACUGCCCCCAACAGGCCGCCGUCCAGCCUGCGUUUCCGGGGUUCACUGCUCAAGCGCUGAGGAUAUUGGCGUACUUCACGGGUGCUGCCAAUACUACUCGGAGUGAGGAUUGUCUGACAUUGAACAUCUGGGCCAAACCAACGAAAAAGUCUCACAAGGCAGAUAAACCAGUAUUCAUCUUGUUCCAUGGAGGACGCUUUGCCGGUGGCAACACCAACACCCCGUUCGCCAACGGACAGUACCUCGCUGACACGGAAGACAUUAUUGUCGUCUCAGCAAACUAUCGCCUCAACGUCUUUGGCUUCCCAGGCGCUCCCGGCGCCGACACCAACCUAGGCCUACGCGACCAGCGCCUCGCCGUAGAAUGGGUCCAUGCAAACAUUCAAAGUUUCGGCGGCAACCCCCAGAAGAUUGUCAUUGGCGGACAGUCCUCCGGCGGCGUCGGCGUAGACUGGUGGUCCUACGCCUACACUUCGAACGCCCUUGUCCACGGUCUAGUCUCAACGUCCGGCAACGUCUUCAGCUUCCCAAUGAAUACUCCCGAGAGACAGGUCGCCAACUGGUUCGCACUGUCCGCCUCUUUGGGUUGCGGCAAUGCCUCUUCCCCUGCAUCUAAGACUCUGGCCUGCAUGCGCGGCCUCCCCUUCUCCACCAUCUCUGCCGCCGUGUCCAAAAUCGCGCCCAGCCCCGGCGGCAGCCCCGUCCGCUCUACGCCCCCGUUCUACCCCAAAAUCGACAACGAGACUGUCUUUGCGGACUACGCUUCUCUCGCUUCAGCGGGGCGAUUUGCCCCGCUGCCCUACUUCCACGGCCAUAACGACCACGAGCAGGGCUACUACGUGAUCCCAGCAUACGCGCAGGGUCGCAACGUCAGCGACACACAGGCCGCGCAGUUCUUGCUGGAGUCCUUCGUAUGCCCAACAUCGUAUGAGGCGCGGCGCCGUGUGGAGGCGGGUGUGCCGACGUGGGUGUAUCGGUACUUUGGUGACUGGGAUAACACAAGGUUGUAUCCGACGAGCAGGGCGUAUCACGGGACUGAGCUGCACAUGUUGCUGAAUAGCUCUGUGGAUGCGAGUGGGCUUCCGCAGACGGCCGCGCAAGAAAACACCGUGAGGUUAUUUCAACGUGCUUUGGCCGCUUUUGUGGAGGAUCCUAAGGAAGGGUUAGAGAAGCUUGGGUGGCCGAAGUUUGAUGCUGAGAAGGCGAGCUGGGGGGAGGUUGCGAUCGGGAGCCAGGCUGGAGUGACGUUUGCGAGGCCGCAGAAAUACGAUGCGGGAUGUGGGAAUGUUACGCUGGGGGCGCUGUCUACAGGGGCGUGA